Molecule: messenger RNA, 6102 nt
Organism: Pelmatolapia mariae (spotted tilapia)
Lineage: Eukaryota; Metazoa; Chordata; Actinopteri; Cichliformes; Cichlidae
Gene: lratb.1
Product: lecithin retinol acyltransferase b, tandem duplicate 1
Exons: 20
Coding region: 86-2095 (669 amino acids)
Source: RefSeq, a predicted model, not a curated record
AUAGUCGUACCGGUACACCUUCAACUUGUCUGAGUGGAUUUCUCAGUUUUCUCGCACUUUAGCUCCAUAAAUAAUUUUUUUCACGAUGUCCAACUUUCCGCAGUUACUCCGAGCCGCGCCUGCGCCUUUUAGGCGGCUCUCUUGUGGCAGAGGCGGAAAAGGGAGCGUCGGUUUGAGUGUUAGCGGAAACUUUUUGCGCCUGCGCUCCUCAGCUGCGCUGUCAUCCAGCCCGGAGCACCGAAACAGACCCAGAACCCGGGGCUACGCGAGCUACAGCCGCAGGGAGCCGCUCCGGAUCGGCUGUGCCUCCGGGUUCUGGGGGGACACGGCCACCUCAGUGCCUCAGCUGAUCUACAGCGGGAAUCUGGACUUCCUGGUGUUUGACUACCUCAGUGAGAUCACCAUGUCUCUGCUCACCGCUGCCAAAACCAAAAUGCCAAACCUCGGUUACACUCCAGACUUUGUCCAGGUUGCUCUGGCUCCCUUCAUCAACGACAUCCACAGGAAAGGUAUCCGCGUGGUCAGUAAUGCGGGCGGCGUGAACCCUCUAGCCUGCGCCGAAGCCAUACAGGAAGUAACCAAGAAGGCCGGCCUUGAACUGAAGGUCGCCGUGGUGACCGGUGAUGACCUCAUGCCUCAUAGGAGCAGCCUGUCUGACGUAAAGAUGCCAGACGGCGGGGGCAGACAGCAGCUGCCUAAAACGCUGCACAGCAUGAAUGCCUACCUCGGGGCCGUCCCUGUCCGCCGCUGCCUCGACCUCGGAGCGGACAUCGUGGUAACGGGACGCUGUGUGGACAGCGCCGUGGCCCUGGGGCCGCUCAUGCAUGCUUUUGGAUGGGAGAGAAGCGACUACGACCUGCUGGCAGCCGGAAGUCUCGCAGGUCACCUGAUCGAGUGCGGCGCUCAGAGCACAGGAGGCAUCUUCACAGACUGGCAUAAAGUUCCCGAUUGGGACAACAUGGGUUUCCCGGUGGUCGAAUGUUCCAGCGACGGCUCCUUCGUUCUCUCCAAACCGCCCAAAACCGGCGGCCUCGUUUCCUUCGGCACUGUCGCCGAGCAACUGGUGUACGAGAUCGGAGACCCACGGCGAUACCUGCUGCCAGACGUCAUCUGCGACUUCAGCCAGGUGGUGAUCCAGGAGGUACCAGGUGAUGAGGGGGGAGCUGUCAGAGUAACUGGGGCGCAGGGCUUCGCCCCAUCACAUGACUACAAGGUUUGUGCAACUUACAUGGAGGGGUUCAGGGCGACCGCCGUGUGUCCGGUCACCGGGCCGAGAGCAGCGAAGAAGGCCAGAAGAACGGCAGAGAGCAUCAUCAAACGGACAAAGAAGAUGUUUAAACAGUUGGGACUGGAAGAUUUCAGCUCGGUUAACAUCCAGGUCCUUGGAGCUGAAGACACAUACGGUGCCAAUGCUCGCUAUAAGGACUCCCGGGAGGCUGUGAUCUGGUUGGCCGUCCACCACAAACAGAAGGAAGCUCUGGAGCUUUUCUCCAGAGAAGUGGCUCCUGCGGGGACCGGCAUGGCUCCCGGACUCACCGGCAUCGUGGGCGGACGACCCAGAGUGUCUCCUGUCCUAAAGCCAUUUUUCUUCUUGCAUCCCAAAUCUCAGCUGAAGGUGGACAUUCACAUCGGUGGAGAGCUAGUGGAGACUCUGUCAGAGGAGGAACCAGACACACCUGUGCAGGAUGAAGCCCCUCCUACUUCAGUAGAAGAUGUACCUGAUGCAGACCUGCCCAGUGGACCACACAGCUACAGACUGGAGGAGCUGGCGUACACCAGGAGCGGCGACAAAGGAGACUCUGCUAACAUUGGAGUCGUAGCUCGCCAUCCGCUCUACUUCCCCUAUCUGAAGAAACACCUGACUUCUUCUGUGGUGGAGGAAUACUUCUCCCACCUCAUCAAGCCAGGAGUGAAGAAUGCUGUCACACGAUACACUCUGCCGGGAAUCCACGGCCUUAACUUUGUCCUGCAGAGCUCGCUGGGAGGUGGAGGAGUGGCCUCUCUGCGCAGUGACCCCCAGGGCAAAGCCUACGGUCAGAUGCUGCUGGACUUGAAGCUGAGAGGACUGCCUGACCUCAAGUCUCUGGUGGACUGAGAGUCGAACAGAGGGAGAGAGAAAGAGCUGGAGGCAAACGGAGAUGUAAAAGAGUUCAUGAGGAAAGUGAGACUUUUUACCUCAAGAGAAACACAAAGGGAGCAUUUAUAGAUCCAGAUCACGUCCACAUCUGAAACCUGAAGAGCACAAGAUCAUUUUAUAUAUAAAUUAGAUUUAGAGCUUCACAAUGUUUACAACAUGUGGGUCACUGCAACUCAAAUCAUCAUGGGCCAUCUGCUCAGCCAUCUCCAAUUGGCCUAAAAAUGUUACAGUUCCAAGUUUGGGGAUAUAAAAUGAUUGCCGUGAGAGUUGUAGUUUCAUAUACCAAGUACUGUUCAAGACCUUUAUAUUUUUUUAAAUAGUCCACUGAUCAACUACCAGCAUGUUUUUCUCACACUUUGAAAUCUGAGGCAAUGUGUGAAUGUGAAUGACUCAAAAACCAUGAAAUGUAAAAGCCUUUCUUACCAUAAAAAGAAUCAGGAUCUGUAAUUUAUAUACAUGCCCAAACUUUAAACCACAAAAUAUUCAGGUGAGUCCGAUGUGGCUGAGCAGAACAUGUUCUAAGACUUUGAUGAUUUGAGAUUCGACAGCCCGCAUGAGAUCUGGCACAGAUUUAGAUCAUCUAAAGGAAACAUCCAGAGCACCACGUAAAAACAGCUGGACUCAGCUGGAUACACGUCCAUAAAAUUUAAGCCAAACAAGUUUACACGGGGCCUUAAUCCUCUGAAAUCCAAGUCAUCAUUGGUGAUGAUUGUAACCCUGUGCAGUCAGAAUGAAUAAUGUUGAAAUUCAAAUAGGACAUUGACAUUUUUCCCUCGUGUAUUGAAAAAGUGUUUCCUUUUUCCAAAUACAAUUUCAUGGUUGGGAUCAUCACCAGUGAUGGCUUACACCUCACGCAGAUUAACUGGUAGCUAACGGUUACUAAAUGCUAACAUUUAAAGACUGCCAUGUUGUUGGUUUUUUGGGUUUUCAAUAUUUGUAGUGAAGUGUUACCACAAGCAAGUUUACAGAGCACUCUUCAUCCAUAGGCUGUACAGAGAACAUAAAACCUGCUAAUUAAUGCUGAAAGGCUAAUGAAAUAUUCAAAUUUCUUUCACCACAACUAGACCACAGACUUGUUAGCCAAUAUGGACAAUUAACUGCACAGCAGCCAUGUACAGUCAACACAGUCCUGAGUCGCAGUUCAUUUAAAUAUUUAUUUAUUUUAUUAAAAAAGUCACCCCUGCUCAGUUGCUGUGAACUAAACUGGGGUUUCAGUUACUGACUUACUUUUGGAGCCAGCCUCUAGUGGACGUUAGAGGAACUACAUUUUUGAGUCGUAACGACUGAUAAUACUGACCUGUUAAAUUGAGGCCCACUUGUAUGUCAGUUCUUGGAGCAUUUGAUUUGCAAUUUGCGAACACGUUAAUGAGCUAACCACGCUAAUGCGUUGACGCCAUGCAGCCCCACACACGGGGCGAUCCGCGCUAACUCGCUAACGGAGAUUUGCCGCGUUAAUGCGGUUAUGGCGUUAACGUCAUUUUAAUGAGAUUAACGCUGACAGCACUAAUUUUGAAUCUCAAGUUCAAAGAGGAAAACCCUGUGGAAUCACCUGAAAGGCAGCUAAACUGCCAACAACUCUUUUUUUUUUCUUGCAUUUUACUUUCAUGCAAAUGUGUGGGUCAAAAGUUGUGAAAGCGUCAUCAUGCUGUAUUGGACUUGAUUUAAACUCGGUGACUGAUAUAGUGAAACAGUAGAGGUUUCUCACCCCAGAGCCACAGAUGUUGGCAAUAUAGGAAAAUGUUUGGAGGCCGAUUGUUCGCAUCAGCCUCAUAAUCUUGACUUGCCCUGACCUCUGACCUCCCAGGGAACAAGGAGAGCUGGUUUGGGUUUCCCUCGCAGGGUAAACAAAGUCUUUUCUGUGAGCUAUCAGAGGAGACACUCGACGGGCACGACGCCUGGUUCUCCCCGUCUCGUUCACCUUGGCGUGACCCGGCUCCUCCGAUGUUCGCCGCUCCACAGGAAUGCACGUCUCCUUCCACCAAACUGACUCUCUGCCUUCCAGCCGCUUUAGUCAUAAUUGCAAACAGACUGAAUUUGGAGUCGCAGUCACUCAGCAGCUUCCGUCGGGGCUCGAAUCUCAUAAAAUCCUCCACCUCUGAAUCAUAUCCCCCUUUCCACAAAAUCUUCAUACUCACAUUUCUUAAGUUUUUGGGGGUUUUCCAGGGAAAUUCUGCAGCCCCUGUUCCCUGAACUUUGACCUCUUUUUUUUAGAGAGUUUGAGUUUACAGUCAGAAAUGUAAAACAAAUAAAAGUAUUUUCAUGACUGAAUGAUCGCAAACACAGAGAAGGAGCCACAUUAGAGAGCCUGCCUAAAACAAUAAAUAAACAGUUGUCCUGUAAACGGGCAUUCAAAGAGUUUGGUGCACAAUAAAACCAUAAAAAAUGACAGCAAGACAAAUCCUUCCAGACAUGAAUUGAGAGCAGAGCAGCACGAGGAUAAAUUGUGCCAAAGUCACACGGGAAAAAUUCAAAUCAAUUGGCCAUUUUUUCGGAUUUAAGGGACGACUGAGCACGGUGUCAAAGUCAGAGCUUGAAAUGGCGCUUCCCAUAAAACCCCCAAACCAAAGAAGUUACAAGCCGCUAGUGUCGCCACUUUGCAUGUAAAUCUGGAAAUGUGCUCACAUCUCAAUGAUGAAGGGAGCAAGACUCUGGAUUCACAUCUGCCCUCCACAUUGCUUCCCAUGAAACAUUUGUCGUAAUCGUGUGGAGAAACCCUUCAUCAUUGUAGAACAACACCACCUCCCCAAAACACAUGGACUCUAAGAUUUAUGAGCGUGUACAGAAAAGAUUUCCAAACAAUCGAUGCUCAUUUUCUGGCAUGUUUACUCAAUUUGCAUGCUUUUAUGUCAAUAUAGACUUCCUUAGCUAGUUUUUGGUUCAAACCUGGAGCGAAUGAUGCGAAUCAGGAGGCCUGUUCAGCCUCCUGACUUCACCUGGUCGUUUUUAGUAGUGGUACGUGCCAUCCUAACCAACUCAGAUAGAUUAACAGUAAGACCGUUUUUAGCCCAGAUUAUUUUAAUAAUUUAACUAUAUCACUGCUCGUUCAUUUAUCAAAAAUGAAGGUUCUGUGAUGGUGUUCCUUAAAAUAAGGGCUACAUUUUUGCUUCAAGGUUUAAUUUGGGCAUCUAUAGAAACAUCUUGAAGUUGAACUAUGAAGUCUUUUUCCCCACAUAUUUGACAUUUCUUUGCUAGUCAAGGGAUUGUAGCAUGACUUAAGAAAACCAAAAUGUAAUAAAUAACAACGGUCUCUGGAGAGAAAAGGUCCCUGUUUAUUUAGGCAGCUGUUGUUAUCUGUGCCAUAUUUCAUAUUUAGCUAUCCAGUCGUUUUAGAGUGCCAGUCGAAACACAAACAUCCAAUAACUGAGCCUUGUGGAACACCAGAGGCCUUUUUUCUUUAUUUCAGCAGGUUUACAUUAACCAAAAGAAACAGAAGCAGCUCCCGACUUUUUAAAGUCUGAAAAAAAAAACCCAGUUAAAGUUAGUGGGUGACCUUUGUGAUUUGAUGUUUGUUUAUGCAUUAGCUUUUUAACAUAAACUCCGAUGGUAGCUUUUUUCUUAUUAACAGCUUUUCUCUGUGUUAUUAUAUUUGAACCACUGCCUCUCACCACUGAUUUUUUUUUCUUGCUUUCUCUCUUACUGGUACAAAUUACCAGCACUGCCUUAUUCGUAAUCGAUGCACUUUAGUCAAACUGGUAUCAUGAAGCUUUACUGAGGAACCAUGUGUGCUGUUAUACAACUACAUAGAUUUCAUCAAAAUCACGUAACUUUUUCAUUAAAUACCCAACUUACAGGGCACACUGUUGCUUUUUUGUCCAUUUUAGAAAGAUUUCUUUAAACUUGAAACUUACCAGUACUUUGAAAUGAUGAAACUCUUGUAAUUAAAGAUCUGAAAUAGACUGAAAAUUAGGAUUAUAAGCAAUAUGUUAAGACUUAUUUACUAUUUUUUGAUGAAGACGUUUAACUCU